Habropoda laboriosa is the source of this 13106-nucleotide messenger RNA. It is a transcript of the gene HUWE1, whose product is annotated as E3 ubiquitin-protein ligase HUWE1-like. Gene Ontology annotation, cellular component: nucleus. The record is from RefSeq and is a predicted model, not a curated record. Gene Ontology annotation, biological process: positive regulation of protein catabolic process; proteasome-mediated ubiquitin-dependent protein catabolic process; protein polyubiquitination. Gene Ontology annotation, molecular function: ubiquitin-protein transferase activity; protein binding. Lineage: Eukaryota; Metazoa; Arthropoda; Insecta; Hymenoptera; Apidae.
UAAAUUCAUAAAGAAACCCUUUAUCUGUCAAAAUGAAAAUUGAUCGAAAUAGAUUGAGGAAAUAUACAUCAGAAGCGCCUGCAAAAUGUCAGGCGCUUAUAAACAAGUUGCGCUCAUGCUCCCAUGCAGAAUUGCUGGAGGAGCUGAAGCAGAUAGAUGCAUGGACUUUUGGUAAAUGUGAACUAUUUCAUUGGAUUGAUGUGUUGGAUCUUAGUGAUAGUAUUUUGGAAGAAGCUGCAGCUAAAAGUCCAGAUAAUCCAUGGGAAUUAGCCUGUGAUCUCCCUCAAAAUAGAGAGGCAAAGGAACUUCUCCUUUGGGUUCUUCACCUUACAACAUUAUUGAUUGAACAUUCAUACUCUAGACAUUUGUACAACAGUAUGGAGCAUUUGGUGACAUUGUUGUCAAGUUGUGACAUGAAUGUUGUUCUUGGUGUAUUAAGUAUUCUCUACAUGUUUAGCAAGCGCAGCAAUUUUAUUGCACGUCUGAACAGUGACAAGAGGCAAGCUUUAUUAAGUAGGCUUACUCUUUUAGCAGAGAGUUGGGGUGGUAAGGAGAAUGGAUUUGGUUUAGCAGAAUGUUGUAAAGAAUAUCCAGAUAAGCCACUUCCUGCAAGUGCCACAACGUUGCAUUUUGAAUUUUACGCAGAAAAUCCCACAACAGAUGCGACCACUGCAGCAAAUACUGGCACAAAGAAAUCUGGACAAACAAAUUUUGUAACAUAUAUACACAUCGAAAAUGUGGAUAAAUUGGGUAAAACUCCAGCACAAAUUAUGAAUGAUUUGUUGAAAGUCUAUAAUGUACCCCAAGACCGACAGAUUGCGUUAUUCACACAUAUAAGACUGGCACACAGUUUCUCCGAUUAUCGAAGACGAUUGCAAUGUGUGCACGCUCGGCUGCAAGCAUUAUCGAUACUUGUAUAUAAUAGCGAACUUGAAGAAAAUGCACAUAGUUUGCUGCAUCCUGGGCUUUUAGAGGAAUUAGUCGAAUUACUAGAACUUCCACACGCACAUCUUGUUGAAAUACGCGCAGCUGCACUGCGUACUCUCACUAGUAUCAUUCACUUGGAUCGUAAUCCACAUUUUCCGAAAAAACCUAACUCAAGGUUAAACAUGAUCAUUGACGUAACCGGAGCAAACUCAUAUCACGGAUUUUUUCCUGUUCUAAUUCGUACUUGCAUCUCAACGUUGAUUUCCCCUCAACCUGAAGGACAACCUUUUCCUCUGUCGCUUGCUACAGCCUUGUUCAGCUUUCUUUAUCAUCUUUCAAGUUACGAAGCAGGUAGCGAAGCUCUCGUCAGUUGUGGAAUGAUGGAGAGCCUGUUGAAAAUUAUAAAUUGGCCUGGUAGCGAGUUCGAACAUUUAACGUUCGUAACGAGGGCAGUUCGCGUGAUAGAUUUAAUAACAAACAUAGAUAUGCAAGGAUUCCAAGCUCACGGUGGUCUAGCGAGCUUCAUCAAUCGCCUCGACAUGGAAGUAAACGUUUGCAGAAAGGAACAACCCUUCGAGAUAGAGCCAAUGCAUUAUCAAGACAACUCACAGGCAACUCGCGAGAGAUCCAUGGAUCGAGACGAGAAUUCUGCGUCGUCGCGUGCCUUUGACGAACGCGAGGAAUCGUCCAACCCCAUGGAAUUCUCAGAAGACGAGAACAUGAGCUCUAAAGCGGAUGAGAAACCAGAGCAAAUGCCAGACUAUUCAGCCGUAAAGACUGGCAAAACCUGUCUGCCGCAGCGAGUCACGCUCUUGAAAGCGUUGUUAAAUUUUAUCAAGAAAAUCAUUCAAGAGCCGACAUUCUCUGAUAGCAUUAGACACGUUAUGGAGGGUACUCUACCUUCCUCUCUGAGGCACAUUAUAAGCAAUUCAGAAUAUUACGGCCCCUCUCUAUUUCUUAUUGCAACUGAUGUCGUAACGGUGUACGUUUUCCAAGAACCAUCCUUAUUGUCAUCUCUGCAGGACAAUGGAUUAACUGAUCUAGUACUGCACGCUCUGCUCAUCAAGGAGAUUCCUGCUAGCAGAGAGGUUCUAGGAUCCUUGCCCAACGUGUUCAGCGCUCUGUGCUUGAAUCAACGUGGACUGGAGUCGUUCGUGAAGCGACGUCCCUUUGAACGCCUGUUCAAAGUACUACUGUCACCGAUUUAUCUCCCUGCAAUGAAUCGACGUCGCAGUACAGAUCCACUGGGCGACACAGCCUCAAAUCUAGGCAACGCAAUGGACGAGCUAAUGAGACAUCAACCAAGCUUAAAAGUAGACGCAAUCGCUGCUGUCAUCAAAUUAUUGGAGGAGCUCUGCGUACUGGGUUGCGAUCCCCGUUACAUAUGCCUACAGGCUGAGGACAAAUUCGACAAUUCUCAAUCCAACACGAGCUCCGGUAAUCGUCAAUCCUCCGGACAGUCUGUUGGUGUUGGAGUCGGAGAUUCUGGUGGAGGAGGAGGUGGUGGAAGUGGGAGCAGCAGUGAUGAGGAAGAGGAGGACGAAGAGGAGGCUAGUACUAGCUCUCAUCCUCAGCGCGAGGAGCAGUGCUCGUCGUCCUCUGCUCAGCCUGUUCCAGCACCUCAGCCAAGAGAGAAAACUCCAAUUGCAUUGAUGGAAUACAUACAGAAUGUCACGAAAUUCGUUGACGCCAUUCUCAGCAACAAUUCAACGGAUGACCAUUGCAGAGAAUUUGUUGCUCAGAAGGGUCUGGUGCCCCUGUUAUCAAUCCUAGGUUUGCCCAACCUUCCAGUAGACCAUUCAGUUUCCCAAACAGCUCAAGCUGUGGCCACUGUUUGCAAGAGCAUCUUAAACCUGGCGCAUGAACCGCAGGUACUGAAGACUGGCUUGUCUCAGUUGAACGAAGUUCUGAAUUUGUUGAAACCGCUGUACAGCUACAUGGAGGCACCUGGAGGUUCUGUUUUGUUGCACGAGCUCGUUUCCGCACCCAAUUUGGAGACAGCCUUUACCAGCGAUACAGCAACGCCUCUGCUCCAUGCUAUGAAUGCUGCUUAUGGUUACAUAAUAAUGUUUGCCCAAGUCUGUCGCACUAGCCAAAGCGAGAUCAGAAAUUUGGCUAUGAAUCAUUGGGGAUCAGAGUUAGGUUUGACUGUCUUGAAAGGACUUUCAGAGCUAUAUACAGCAUUAAUGUGGGAGAGCACAGCCUUGCUGGCUCUUACGACAGACGAUUUUAUCCCAACUGGUUGUGACUUUGGAAAGGAGGAUAUGGAUAAGCUGAUACGUCCAGAGUCAAAGAAUGAGGGCGAAAGUUCUGGUUGGUCUGGCGCUGCAUCCUCAGAUAUGGGAAGCAAUGGAAUGACCACAGCCAUGGAGGCUUUGAGUACUGAUCCACCACCUGUACCCAUGGAGGUGGACGAGAAACCAGCUGUUAGUACCGGAAGAGUAUCUCCAAAUUCUCAUCGAGUUACUUAUCCUAAACAAUUGCUGGUCCUGACAUCUAAAAUGGGUAGAGCAUUGGCAGAACUGUUUGCCAUACUCGUGAAGCUCUGCAUGGGCUCUCCUAUCAGACAACGCAGAGGGCAGCAAAUGCCACCGAUACCAGCACUUCCUUCACAAGCAUCUAGAAGCGUGGCUACUGCUUUAAAUUGCGUAUUGAUUCGCGGAUUAUCGUGGGACAAAUUGCCUCCAUCGACCGUGCCUAAGCUUCAAGUGACCUUUUUGAUGUGCACGCUGAGCUUCGUGUCUCCUGCAUUGUUCGACGAGAAGGGAUAUCCGUUUCAUUUGAUGCUUCAAAAGUUUGUUAAGUUGGGCGGGCAAAAUGCAUUUUUCGCUGCUUUUCAUUGGGUGUUAUCCGGAGGAGGACAAUUUCCAUUAUCGAUGGGAUUAGAACACCACAAUCUUCCUGAUUGUACAGGAGAAUUCUUGGAUGGUUGGCUGGUGAUCCUGGAAAAAAUGGUGAAUCCAAAAACCCUCCUAGAUUCACCUUACGCCGUGUCCUCGAAAUGCAGUGGAAUGUACAAGGUGUACGAAACAUUCGACCCUAUAAAAUAUCUCACGGAAAUUCAUAAGGAAGCUUUCGAGGCGGUGAUGUUGAUGUGGGGGAAGAAACCUUUGAAGAACUAUGGAGUUCAUAUGACAGAACUAAUUUUAUCAAUCUUACGACAUAUUCUACGUAGUGAGCAAAUCAUUAAGGAGGACGCUGAGAAGGAAGAGAAGAAUGAGGGUGGUAUCGGUGGUAGCAGCAGUAGUACCAGUGGCAUUGGAAGAGGCGGAGCGAUAGCCGAUCGUAGAGAAGAACCGGAAGCAGACGUGAAUCCGGAGCAUCUCAGACAGUUGAUGGACAUGGGUUUCAGUAGAGCUCAUUGCAUAGAAGCUUUGCUUCACACGUUAUCGGUUGAACAGGCUACGGAUUAUUUAUUGAGUAAUCCUGCUACACUGCGUAGAUCAGACGUUCCAGCGGGUGAUGCUAGCGGUCAGGACUUGAUAAUGGACUUGGAAUUAGUAGACGACGAUCAAAUAAUGCAUGCGAUAGCGAUGUCUCUUGGAGAAACAGAAACGCGAAAGGUGUUCACCUGGGAAGAGCCUGCUCGUGAAACCACUAUCACAGAGAGCAUAGACGAGUUCACACAUAACGCUCUCAGCCAGUGCUUGAAUUUGCUCGACUUGAUGCCUGACACUGUGUACAGAAUUUGCGACCUACUAGUCGCCAUUGCUAAAAGAAACGGAGAUGGAUGGCGUGACAACAUGCUGCGGCAGCUUAUGAAGGAAAUUGGUAACUUGGUAGAUUAUUUAAUCGAGGUAGCAGAGAGCCAGGAUCUGAAUGCUGGUGCAAAAUUGGUUGAGUGUAAGGAAGCUAAUAAAGUCACUGGGCGUAUCUAUCUGUACACCAUGUUCUUCGAGGGAACGUUUCAAGAAAUGCGAGUACCUUGCGCCCAGAUUGUCGAAGAGUUCGCCAUCUUGCAUAAACUCGUGCGUUUAUUAGUGGUGAGCGAGGGUCCACUAACAGCCAAUAAAAAUAAGAUCGCGAAAGAGGGUAACGGCAAGGAUACGCCAUCUGCAAAAACUCCAAAAUGGUUGGCCCCGUUGUUGUUACUGGUAGAACGUUUGGAGAAGGUGGCGAUACUGACGAAGAGGAAAGAAUUAAUGUACAAGGUCACGACGAGGAUGUGGAAGUGGUUUGACUUGAGCACAGGAAAAUGGAACUUGUAUUCGCCGGUGAACAACCGGACAAUUAACGAUGCGUACUGGACCGGCGAAUCUAGUAUCAGAGUGACGUGCAAUAGACGAAGAUACGUGAUCAACUUCUCCUGCAUGACACAGGUGAACGAAGAAAGCGGCAACAGAAGACCCAUCACGAUGGGCUUUAAGCUGCAUAUUGGAACCGGGGAUGGUGGUUCUGGUUCCGACACGAAUAUGGACACCGACGAGAACCGAGUAGAGGAUAAACGAAACACUGUUAUACAAGGACUAGAUUCAAGUAUGGCACCAGGAAUCAUACGCGCCUGCGUGAAAUUGAUGGCUAUUCCGGUGGAUAGAGAUGCUCUGCAGGCUUCUAUGAAAGUCUGCCUUAGGCUUACCAGAGAUUAUGAGAAUGCUGAGAUAUUCGUUCGCGAGGGUGGCGUGAAGCUUCUUUUAGAGAUGGCUCAAGCGAGCAGUUUCAUUGGAUGCAUAAACCUGAGCACACUUCUGAUACGGCAUACUUUAGAGGAGCCGUGUACUCUUCGAUUAGCUAUGGAGAAGGUGAUUCGAAGCCGUUCUCAAGGCAACAUACCUCCAGCCUGCAAGGAAAUUCUAUUUAUGACCCGUCAAAUCAACAGCGCUGUUUGUCGUAACCCUGAAGUUUAUAGGGAAGUUUGUGAGAAUAUUCUGAGAGUCGAUAUCAGUCUAUUGAGUAAAGAGGACAGUGAUAAUAGGUUGAUCGUGAAGGCCGUACCUUCGAAUCAUUCUUUAGUCCUACCAAUGGUGGAGGAAGCCUCUAUAUCUGUGGUGAAAGAUCUUUUGAACGCAUUGAUAAAACCUAUGCCAAUUAUCCCCGACGAGAAAUCCUCUACACCAACCAGAAGCGUUCUCAGAAAUAAUGCAACAACAACAAGUGACACUCUCGACGACGACGAUCAAGUAUCUCAAAUUAUACCCAUGAAAAUCUAUCCAGAGACUAGUAACAACACGAAGGUAGAACCAGAAGAGGCAAAGAAACCUUUGUUAGCGAAAUCUGCUAUUCUGAAAAUACUUGCUGAAGCCGUUCGCUCAUACAGCGCAGUGGCAAGUUUGAUCACAGAACAUGUGUAUCGUGCAGGGCAAAGUGAAAUGGUAGCAGAGGACACAACAGCUCUUGCUUUCCUUCUAGACAAGCUUCUGCCAAUGCUACCAGAGAAUUCAAGUGACAGACAGUGCAGCAGUAUGGCCAGAAUGUUGAUAGCUGCUAUUGCCUCCUGCAACCAUUCUCCGGAUGUUCAAACUACUCUGGUGACUGAAGUGAAAGCAGCUUUGACCAGAACUCUUGCUCUUCCUGAAAGCUCAGAGAAACAUGCACAACUUCAAUUACUAGUUGGUUUGAUCUCCACAAUGAUAGACAGCUGUCCACCAACCUCUCAUAAUCAGCUGAGGACCUCUCUGAAGAUGCAUCAAUACAACAAUGUCAACUACAUAGUGAGAAUUAUGCUGAGGAAAGGGAUAAUCACAGAUUUGGCUAAGAUUCCUCACAGUUUGGACCUGUCCAGUCCAAACAUGGCUGGAACCAUUAACGCGGCUUUGAAGCCGUUGGAAACACUUUCACGGAUUAUAAAUCAACCGAUGCCUGGUGCUGUCAAUAAUAAAUUUUCCAAGCCGAAAAGUAGGACGGUUCAAGAGGAGCCUAUUGGAGAACAAACAGGAACCACGACGUCAGAAGCGACACACGCAGUCGGCGAGGAGACAAACGAGGACGCAGAGAACACAGAACACGACAUAUCUGUAACCGCAGAGAGUCUGGAGCCAACUUCAGAAAGUCAAGUGCACGAAGAAGGGGACGAAGCUGCUCUAGAAGACAUCAUGGAUCAGCUUCUCGAAAGGGACGGGCCAGGCGUGACGGAAGAUCAGUCUUCUCGACCGCAUAGGCCAAUGGAUAUUGAUGAAGAGAGUCUUGCGAUACGUGACGGAGAAGCUGACUUCGACCCAACGCGAGACGCCACGAUAAGAGAUGAUUUGAUGAGUUCUGAUUCAGACUCUGACAGUAAUCCAUCCGACGAUAACGAGGAUGAAGUGCAAGAUGAUGAGGAUGAAGAGGAGGAGGAAGAAGAUGAUGGAGAAGAAAACGAAGAAGAAGAAGAAGAAGAGGAAGAAGGAUCCUCAAAUUAUGAGGAGGAUGGAAUAGAAUUUUACGAAGACGUAGGUGAAACUGGCGUAUUCCGAAUGAUUCCAUCAACUGAUCGCGACGGUAGCAAUGUCGUGAUGAUUCGACAUAAUAUCGAUAAUCAGGACAACGUGAACUCCUCUACUACGGUCACGCCGCGAUCUAGUCUUCCAUGGAGCACAACGUUUCCUCUACCUCUGGGUCUGUUCGAAGAUCCUCCCUCAAUUUCUGAAAGUAGUGGUAUUAAUACCCAUUCGUUGGUUAUAUCACAAAGCGGUUUGGACGCUACUAAUUCAAGGGCUCAGAGAGCUGUUCGACCACGAAGAUAUCAAUACCUUCAUUUACCAAAUCCACGAAAUCCGAAUCCACCAAUGAUAUUGCAAAGACUUUUAGGUCCGGCUACACAAGCAAUUCCAUUGUCUGCUAGUCAGGUUUUGGCUUCGAGUUUCCGUGAUACACGAGUUGUUGUAAUGGACAACGGCGUUGGAAUAUUAACAAACCCGGAAGAAGAACAAAUAGACUUUGUGGAUCAGUCUGGAUAUUUGUUCGGAUCAAGUCUUGCAAAUACAAUGAAUAAUACUCCAACUGCGUUACAUUGGUGGAUUGAAGAGAGUAAAUUAUUGGAUGGAGAUUCUCAGACAGAUUGCUGUGUUGGUGUUGUACAUAAAUUAAUUCCCGGACUGGAGAAACACAGGAACGCUGAAUUGGCGGAACGUCGAGAGAGACCUGGUUCAUCUAUGGGAGAACAAAGAUCGACAGCCUCAACAUCACGAAGAGAAUUUCGAUUCGUUAUCACAAAUCGACCGGAUACAGGGAUUGAUGGAGAUAUGAUCCAUCUACCUGCGAUCGCAGAUGAAGAGCGACCUCCACCUCCACCACCGGAAGAACAACCAUCUGAACCCAGAGAUCCUCGAGACCCAAUGGAAGAAGUAAUGAGAGAAAUUGAUUCAGCUGAUUGGUUCAGAACAAUGUUCAUGGAUAACAGUCGAUCAAACGUUGAACGGAACGCGAAUAUCUUGAAUCAAGGAUCUACAAUUUCCGCAUCAGAAAGUGUUAACCCAGAAACUCCAGAACAACAACAACAGCCGCAGCAAGAAGAGCAGCAGCAGCCACAACAACAACCAGCACCACCGCCACAACAACAACCACAGCAACAGCAACCAGAACAACUAGAACAACCGCAACAAUCACAAGAACAACCACAGCAACAAAAUCAGCAGUCUCAGGAACAACAAUUACCGGAUGGAGUGGAUCCGUCCUUCUUAGCUGCAUUGCCGGAAGAUAUGCGAGACGAAGUUAUAGCUGAACACAUUAGACUUCAACGAAUUCGACAACGAGCACAGACAACCGUGGUUGAGGAAUUAACAGGUCCGGUUGAGGUUAAUCCUGAAUUUUUAGCUGCUUUACCUCCAGCUAUACAAGAAGAGGUUCUCGCGCAGCAACGUUUAGAACAACAACGACAUGCAGCUGCAAGCGCCAAUCCGGAAGACCCAGUCGACGCUGCUGCGUUCUUCCAGAAUUUGCAACCUUCCCUCCGACAAGCGAUUUUAACUGAUAUGGAAGAGUCCCAGAUAUCCGUUCUUCCACCUGAUCUAGCCCAAGAGGCUCAGAACCUUAGACGAGAAUGGGAAGCUCGAAAUCGACACAUAAUGCAAGAUCGGUUUCUUAAUCAUGUUAGCCAAGGAAAUACUACUUUGUCCAGUAUAUUGAGGAACUCUGGUAGAGGUAGAGGUGGUGGUACGCGUUAUGCGAUUCACACAGUAGCACAAGGAGGUUGGCAACCAUGGAGUACACGUGGUGAUCCUAGUAUAGCACAUCACGGGGCAGGUUUAAGACUCAGAGGCAGGCAGUUGUUGGAUCAUGAAUCGAUGGCUUGCGUAUUGGUAUUACUGUUUGUUGAUGAACCAAAAAUUAAUACGUUAAGGCUUCAUAGAGUUAUCAGGAAUCUUUGCUAUCACGGUAGCACAAGGGAAUGGGUAGUUAGAGCCUUACUGAGUAUCAUGGAAAGAAGUAACGAUGAGAACAAAGAUAUAGCCAUGGAUUUUUGCGGAAAAUUCAGAAGGAAAAGCUUGGUGCCCAUGAUGCAUCACGAUUACUGUGCCCCAAAAAUUUUUGACCAAAGAAGCAAUGCGCAAUCGUGGUUAAACAUCAGUAUUGAUGCUGCACUUGGAUGUAGAGCAAACGUUUUUCACAUUGUUAGACACGGUGGCAAGAAAUCAGAAAGGCAAGGUAGUAGUAUCGCUAUUCACCCACAAGCAGCACCUACAGUAUGCAGACAUACACUGGAGUUACUAAUAUCGCUGGCUAAAGGUUUCCCUGGAUACUUUGUACCAAUUAAGUCUAAAGAAUUAGAGGACAAAGAGAUUAGCAAAGAGAUUAGCAAAGACAAAGACUCGUGUAACAAAGAGGAUACCGGUUCGAAGGGUAAAUCCGCAUCGAAACCGGGAAAGAGCGAUCAACCAGACUUGUGGGACAUGUUGUUAAAACUGGACUCGUGUGCCUCGAAGAAAGGAAAAUCAGUUGCCAGAUCCCACUCGAAUUCGAACCUAGGAAACGACUCUGAGCAUAAUACGACUACCUUUGAGUCGUCCGCGUUUGGUCAAUUGAUUUCGAUGCUGAACUGGUCCGUCAUCAAACGCAGCAGCCAGUUAACAGACAAACUAUUGAGAUUGUUGUCCCUGAUCUCGAUCGGGCUGACAGAAGUGAAUCCGUAUCGUAGACAAGAAGGAAAUAAGAACAAGAGGACAGAUGUGAACAAAGAACAAAGUGUCGCUGCGCCAGAGGAGCAUCUUAAAUUGGCUGUACAAGUAUUAACCAGCAAGAGUUGUUCCGAGGAGGGGCUUGAGGAUGCAACAGCUUUGCUGCUUAACUUAUCUCAUUGUCCUGAUCCCACGAGACAAUUGAUACUAAAAUUACUCUUGGAAGGUGCCAUGGAACUCGCUAACGUUGUUUGCGAACACAUCAAGGAUUUACUGAUGGAAUUAAAGGUUUUGAAUCGUGAACUGAGACGAAAUUCUAUCGAAGAACAACCUUCGACGAGUUCUGGAGGUUCUCGUGGAAUUCUUUUAGAUAGGUUUACAAACGAGAGUGUAGUCGUUACUGCGCCAAGUAAAGUCAAAGCUGGAAGCGAUCUUCAGUUACCAUCCAUGGCUGCCCUUGUUAGCAAAACUUCUAGUCAGGCAUUCUUCUUAAGAAUACUUAAGGUGAUUGUACAAAUAAGAGAAGCUGUACGUUUAGCAAACAAUAAGAAAACAUCCAAUCAAAGUUCAGAAAGUUCUGUAGAUACUGGAAAUACUAACCAAGCUUCAGAAUCAGGUAAUUUGUGGUUCCAUAUUUGUACAAAUAUAUAAUUCGUAUAUUCAUUUCAUUUUUUUUGUUUUUGUUUUUUUACAGGCGAAGAAAAGCUUCCAUUAUUAAGCGAAAGCUUAGUACUGGAUCAUUUGUGGGAGACACUCAGUGCUUGUUUAUUGGAAUUAGAAUAUACUCCAGAUCAGCAUGCAGUCUUAGUGUUGCAGCCUGCAGUAGAAGCAUUUUUCCUGGUACAUUCAUCAUCGAGUACCUCUCGCGAUCGUCAUUUGAACACAAAUACAGAAACUCGCGAGGUUGUUCCUGACCUAACGCCCGUUUCGCCCAUAUACUCUGAUAAUGAAGGUACGUCUCAAUCGGAAGCUACUAUUAACACUUCUUGGGACAUGCAACCACCGCCACAGAAAACGCUACCACCGGACCAACUCAAGUUCCUUAAAUUUGCUGAAACACACAGAACUGUUCUAAACCAGAUUCUUCGCCAAACUACUACACAUUUAGCGGAUGGUCCAUUCUCGGUAUUAGUGGAUCAUACGAGAGUCCUUGAUUUCGAUGUGAAAAGACGGUACUUCCGAACAGAACUGGAACGAAUGGAUGCAGGUAUUCGUAGGGAAGAAUUAGCUGUACAUGUUCGCAGAAAUAAUGUCUUCGAGGACUCCUUCCGAGAGCUUCACAGGCGAAACGCUGAUGAGUGGAAAAACCGCUUUUAUAUUGUCUUUGAAGGCGAAGAGGGUCAAGACGCUGGAGGAUUGCUUCGAGAGUGGUAUGUCAUUAUUUCCAGGGAAAUUUUCAAUCCCAUGUACGCUUUGUUCACUGUGAGUCCUGGCGAUCGGGUUACAUACAUGAUAAAUUCCUCAUCACAUUGCAAUCCUAAUCACUUGUGUUAUUAUAAAUUCGUCGGUCGAGUUAUAGCUAAGGCAAUUUACGAUAACAAAUUGUUGGAAUGUUACUUUACACGUAGUUUCUAUAAACACAUUUUGGGAAUACUAGUGAAACACACAGACAUGGAAAGUGAGGAUUACAGUUUCUACAAAGGACUCGUAUACCUCACAGAACAUAACAUUGCUGAUCUUGGAUACGAAUUAACCUUUUCCACCGAGGUAAAUGAAUUCGGUGUGAAUGAUGUACGCGAUUUAAUACCAAACGGACGUAACAUCGUUGUUACUGAAGAAACGAAAUUAGAGUACAUUCGGCUCGUGUGUCAAAUGAAAAUGACUGGAGCAAUUCGUAAACAGUUGAACGCGUUCUUAGAAGGUUUUUACGACGUUAUUCCGAAGCGACUGAUCUCUAUAUUCAAUGAACAAGAACUUGAGUUGUUAAUUAGUGGUUUACCCAAUGUAGAUAUUGAGGAUCUUAAAGCUAACACUGAAUAUCACAAAUAUAAUGCAAAUUCUUUACAAAUUCAAUGGUUUUGGCGAGCACUAAGGGGUUUCGAUCAGGCAGAUAGAGCUAAAUUCUUGCAGUUCGUCACCGGAACUUCGAAAGUGCCGUUACAAGGUUUUGCUGCUUUAGAGGGAAUGAAUGGUAUACAAAAGUUUCAAAUUCAUCGUGAGGAUAGAUCGACAGAUAGGCUUCCAUCAGCGCAUACAUGUUUCAAUCAACUGGAUCUACCCGUUUACGAAACGUACGAUAAGCUUCGUACGAAUUUAUUGAAAGCGAUUCAUGAAUGCAGCGAAGGAUUCGGUUUCGCCUAAAUUUCUGCAAAGUUGAGCAAAUCUUGUAUGAUUUUGCAUGAAAACUCAUCGAGCGAAGAGACAAGAACAAGGGAUAAUAAAACAGCUGAACGAAGAACAAACAGAGGAAAUUAUAGCAUUGAUAAACCGAUUGUAAAAGUAUCGAUUAAUCUUCGCUCAAGAUCUAGUAUAUAAAUUUUUACUCCGCUAUAUACAUAUUAAAAACUAAAGGCGUAUGUAUAUACGUAAAAUUAACGAUGUAAUUAACGAUGAUUCGUCGCUAGAGUUUAUUUUGUUGAACGAUCUUUAAAAAAAAAAUGAUUAAAAAAAGAUGGAGAGACGCAGAGCUUAACGAUAAUUCCCGAUGGAAGGAAGACUUAAAAAAAAAUCGGACACUUUAGUUAAGGAUCUUAACGGUUAAGAGAUAACAGAUAAGGAUUCAAUGUAAUUCAUCGUUAAAAAAAAAAAAAGAGAGAAUGCAGCGGGCUAAAAAUAAAUGUAAUAUAAAUGCGACUCGAAGCCGCUCUCCUCUUGGACAGAUUCAAAUAGGAGGAAGAAAAAGGAUAAAAAGAAACGAAUUGUUCCCGUGACGAGAGAAGGCGAAAAGCGAUGGAGAAGUGUGCCUGUAUUCCGUGUACGUGUUUAUUUCCUUAUAUUAUGCGUGGAAAAAAGCUGCCAGAAACAUAGAAUACAUGGAUCUGUACGUAAGAAAAAAGAAAAAAAAGAAGAAAUGUGGUGUUGUAUGUAAGCGCGAAUGCGUAUGUAUGUAUAUGAGCGAAUGAGAAAAACAGAGUAAUCCAGAAACCGAUUAGAUACGAGCCUAAAUACGAGAAAAAAAAAACAUUUCACGAUGUUAUAUCCUUAACGCCC